Messenger RNA from Aphis gossypii (cotton aphid), 2251 nucleotides. It is a transcript of the gene nw, whose product is annotated as C-type lectin 37Da. Gene Ontology annotation, molecular function: carbohydrate binding. Gene Ontology annotation, biological process: biological process involved in interspecies interaction between organisms. Gene Ontology annotation, cellular component: external side of plasma membrane. Bases 292 to 1704 code for a protein of 470 amino acids. The transcript has 5 exons. NCBI's taxonomy places the organism in Eukaryota, Metazoa, Arthropoda, Insecta, Hemiptera, Aphididae. The record is from RefSeq and is a predicted model, not a curated record.
GUCUUCAAGCGCAGUUAACCGUCGCACACGAUCGUAUAAACACACACGCGCACACUUCUGCCGGACCACACCGUUCACGGACGACGACCGUGAAUAAUAUAAUAUAUUUUAUUGUAUUACACGCUCCAGUGUUCGCCCGCCCGCACAAACGUAAUACUACCAUUACGUACGCAAUCGUCCUGGAGAAACUAAAUAAUAUUAUUAAAUUAUAAUAUUGUCGACCAACAGAAUACUAAUACAAUAUUAUAGGCAGUAGCUGUUUUGGCGAUAGACAAACGACUUAAAAUCGUCAUGAUCACCGUCGGUUCAACAAGGGUCGCUUUGACCGUGGUUACGAUGUUCGCAUGGUUUGCGGCAGGUCAAAGGAUUACAACAAUACAAUUGGAUGGCACUCAGUACUACAUCAGUAGGAUGAAUCCAUAUUCAGCGGAAUUAAAUUAUUUUUUGGCAUAUGAAUAUUGCAGAUCAAUUGGACUGCAGUUGGCUUCAUUUGAAACGUUGGAAAAAACAAACUCAAUAUCUGAUUUCUUAAGAAAUGCUGGUUACAACAAAUUUGACUAUUGGACAUCUGGAAACCGUUUAGGUACUGACAUGCUCAUCUGGAUGUCAACAGGUCUUCCGUUUAACACAACUUUCAACCAAAUGAAACGGCCAAACCCAGACAACAACGGUCUGGAUAACGAAGACUUAAAAAUGAACGCUAGGCCGGAACUGCCCAUAGCUAGGAAAAAGAGGGGUGAAAGUGGAUCCAGGGACGGAUGCGUCGCAAUUAAAGCACCUAACAUGGACUGGGUAACCGCAGAUUGUACCGACUUGAAGGAUUUCAUUUGCGAGCAGACCAGGUGUUAUUAUUACAACUACGGGUCGAUUCCGGUGUCCUCCAGCCAGGGUUUUGGUUAUAAACAAAAAGCUACGGCAUUCCCAAUUCACUCAAACGUAUCUUUGGAGGAAAACACUACCACUCCGACAACUACUAAUACUACCACUACUACCACAAAUCCCAUCACAACUACCACUCCCGCCAUUACUACUACCACCACACCAGUACCGUCUACUAUUAUGUUUACAACCUCCGCCGUUGCGGCUGCAGAAGGCUACGUGGUUACUGACAUCCGCCGGAAGUCGGAAGUCGACGAUAACAACGACAACGACACUCCUAGAGCGGCGGAACCGGAACUUGAACUGACGGUCUCUACGACAUCCGGUCCGGUUGUUGACGAUUUGUCGUCUGCAAGUACACUAGAACCACUGCAAAGUGGAUAUCAAGAAUCACAGACUGACGAACAACAAUCGACAAACCAACCACGAGUAGAUGAACGGCCGUCGACCGAAGAACGAGCGGACAGUCAGUAUUAUACCACCGAACUUCCAACGCUCAUCCAGAUGCACAAUCAACAACAGCACGAACAACAGGUACACGACCAACAAUUACACCGGCGUUAUCAACCUCACGAGAUGAAACAACGCGGUAAACAAGAAAUAGAUCGUCGAGAUCAACAACAGCACAACGACGCGUAUGCGUUCGAAUCGCUGGAAAAAGCUUUUGCCACCGCAGUACCUCACAAGAUUCGAUCUACCAAGGACUUAGAACAGCCAAAAGACGUUAAUGCAGCUGCUGGUGAUCUACAGUUACCGUGGUCGUGGGCCAAAGACAUUAUGUUACAGAAACCGGUGUUGAAAAAGUCAUCACAAGAAGUCGCUUAGUUGCAUAUCAAUUGGCGAGUUUUACGUUUAAAAUAUUAUGUUUGUUUAAAGAAACUUUUUUUUUUAAAUAGAAUAAUUACGUAUGACAUUUGAAAAUCAAAAAUCAUCUAUAAACCUAAACUUCGUACAAACGUUGCUCUCUUCCGCUUUUUCUCACAUACGUCAUUAUUAUUUGUGGUGAAUUACCCUACACUACUGUAUUAUGCAAUUUAAUUCAGUCAUGUAUAAUUACAAAAAUCUGUUCUCAACGCUUGAUUCUGUGGAGUAAUGGUGGUACAUUUAAUUUCAUGUGAUUACCUAUAUUUUUUUUUUAGAAAAGUAAUGAAAAUAAUGAACAAAUCAUAUCGGUAUAAUAUAAAAGAAUAUAAUAAGUUGAAAGACCUAUUCUUUUUAUUGUUUUUACUUAUUAUAUUCUUUUACGUCUAUCGAUUAUUAUUUUAUUUUGUAUAUAUUAAUUUUUAUAGAUUCUCUCUUAGACUAAUUAAAAAUGUACUUUAAUAUACUUUAAUGGUAAUCAUUUUAAAUAAAUCAAGUGAUUAAAAACAAA